Molecule: messenger RNA, 1230 nt
Organism: Ctenocephalides felis (cat flea)
Lineage: Eukaryota; Metazoa; Arthropoda; Insecta; Siphonaptera; Pulicidae
Product: alpha-N-acetylgalactosaminidase-like
Exons: 9
Coding region: 1-1230 (409 amino acids)
Biological process (GO): oligosaccharide metabolic process; glycoside catabolic process; glycosylceramide catabolic process
Cellular component (GO): cytoplasm
Molecular function (GO): alpha-galactosidase activity
Source: RefSeq, a predicted model, not a curated record
AUGUGGUUUGUAGGCAUUUUGUUAUUAGGAGCACUUGCUCCAAGUCUGGCUUUAGAAAAUGGCUUGGCUAGGACACCUCCAAUGGGCUGGUUGGCUUGGGAAAGAUUCAGAUGUAAUACCGAUUGCGAAAAUGAUCCAGAUAACUGUAUCAGCGAGCGUCUGUUCAAAAGACAGGCAGAAAUGAUGGUAUCCGAAGGAUAUGCUGAUUUUGGAUACGAAUAUAUCAUCAUCGAUGAUUGUUGGUCAGAAAAAGAACGUGAACCAAAUGGUGAACUUCUUGCUGACAAGAAGCGAUUCCCCAGUGGAAUUGGAAAUUUGUCAGAUUAUGUACACUCAUUGGGACUUAAGUUCGGUAUUUACCAGGAUUAUGGAACAAAAACUUGUGCUGGAUAUCCUGGAUUGAUCGAUCACAUGAAAAUAGAUGCUGAUACAUAUGCAAAAUGGAAGAUCGACUACGUCAAAUUAGAUGGAUGCAAUUCCUCGCCAUCAGAUAUGGACAAAGGUUAUCCUGAGUUUGGAAAACAUUUAAAUGCAACCGGCAGAAAAAUGGUCUACUCUUGCAGUUGGCCAGUAUACCAAUCAUUGAAUGGAAUCAAGCCAAACUUUACAUUAAUCGCUGAAAAUUGUAACUUGUGGAGAAAUUGGUACGAUAUUCAAGACAGCUGGAGUUCCGUAUCAACAAUUGUCGAUUACUUUGGAGGUAAUCCAGACAACCUUGUUGCUAACGCUGGACCUGGUCAUUGGAACGAUCCUGAUAUGUUGAUCAUUGGUAACUACGGAUUAAGUUUUGAACAAAGUAAAACCCAAAUGGCAUUAUGGGCAAUUAUGGCUGCACCUUUGCUAAUGUCUCAUGAUAUGAGAGAUACCAGUGCUGAAGCUAAAGCUAUUUUGCAAAAUGCUCAAGUUAUUGCCGUCAAUCAAGAUCCUUUAGGAAUCCAAGGAAAUAAAAUCUCUAAUAGUAGUAAAAUUGAAAUCUGGACAAGACCCAUUACACCAGUGGAAAAAGAAUUUUAUUCAUAUGCCAUUGCAUUUACAAGUCGUAGAGAUGAUGGUACACCAUUCAAAGUGACAACGACUCUUAAAGAAUUAGGUCUGAGUGCACCAGGAGGUUACCACGUUAAGGACUUAUUCGAUAAAACAAACUAUGGAGUUUUGCACUCAGAAGACAAAAUUGAAGUUCACGUUAACCCAUUAGGUGUUGUAUUCUUGAGAGCAAAUGUACUACAAUAA